Messenger RNA from Manis pentadactyla (Chinese pangolin), 770 nucleotides. Its product is annotated as malignant T-cell-amplified sequence 1-like. Gene Ontology annotation, molecular function: RNA binding. The record is from RefSeq and is a predicted model, not a curated record. Lineage: Eukaryota; Metazoa; Chordata; Mammalia; Pholidota; Manidae. Gene Ontology annotation, biological process: formation of translation preinitiation complex. The transcript has a single exon. The coding region runs from base 77 to 622 and encodes 181 amino acids.
UUCUCCGCCGGACCGCGCCUCUUCUGCCUCUUCCCACUCCGGGCCCUUAACUGCCGUCGCGCCUUCACCUCGGAUCAUGUUCAAGAAAUUUGAUGAGAAAGAAAAUGUGACCAACUGCAUCCAGUUGAAAACCUCAGUUAUUAAGGGUAUUAAGAACCAGUUGAUAGAGCAAUUUCCAGGUAUUGAACCAUGGCUUAAUCAAAUAAUGCCUAAGAAAGAUCCGGUCAAAAUAGUGCGAUGCCACGAACAUGUAGAGAUCCUCACAGUGAAUGGAGAGUUACUCUUUUUUAGACAAAGAGAGGGGCCGUUUUAUCCAACUUUAAGGCUGCUUCACAAAUACCCUUUCAUUCUGCCGCACCAGCAGGUUGAUAAAGGAGCCAUCAAGUUUGUACUCAGUGGAGCAAAUGUCAUGUGUCCGGGCUUAACUUCUCCCGGAGCCCAGCUCUACCCCGCUGCCGCCGAUACGAUUGUUGCAAUCAUGGCAGAAGGAAAACAGCAUGCUCUCUGUGUUGGAGUCAUGAAGAUGUCUGCAGAAGAUAUUGAGAAGGUCAACAAAGGAAUUGGCAUUGAAAAUAUCCAUUAUUUAAACGACGGGCUGUGGCAUAUGAAGACAUAUAAAUGAGCCUGAGGAGGAAUGCGCUUGGACUAAUUAUGGACUUUGUGCUCUGUUUUGUGUCCCUUUGUGAUAGCAUGAAAAUAAUACCUCUGUUUUGCUGAAUAAAUUCAACAGAGGCUUUAAAAAAGAGACAAAGUAAAGAUUUAGAACAAAU